Anolis sagrei ordinatus is the source of this 1998-nucleotide messenger RNA. It is a transcript of the gene PES1, whose product is annotated as pescadillo ribosomal biogenesis factor 1. Gene Ontology annotation, cellular component: nucleolus; PeBoW complex. NCBI's taxonomy places the organism in Eukaryota, Metazoa, Chordata, Lepidosauria, Squamata, Anolidae. The record is from RefSeq and is a predicted model, not a curated record. Gene Ontology annotation, molecular function: RNA binding. Gene Ontology annotation, biological process: ribosome biogenesis; maturation of LSU-rRNA from tricistronic rRNA transcript (SSU-rRNA, 5.8S rRNA, LSU-rRNA).
GCCUGCGGUAGGUGGGCGGGGCUUGCGGGGCUGAGUGGCACGUGGGAAUCAGAGGCAAGAUGGGCGGCCUAGAGAAGAAGAAGUAUGAGCGGGGCUCGGCCACCAACUAUAUCACGCGGAACAAGGCCCGGAAGAAACUCCAACUCAGCCUUCCGGACUUCAGGCGCCUCUGCAUCCUGAAGGGCAUCUACCCACACGAGCCCAAGCACAAGAAGAAAGUCAACAAAGGCUCCACGGCACCCCGGACCUUCUACCUCAUCAAGGACAUCAAGUUCCUUCUCCACGAGCCCAUCGUCCACAAGUUCCGGGAGUAUAAGGUGUUUGUUCGGAAGCUGCGCAAAGCCUAUGGGAAGAGCGAGUGGAAUGCCGUUCAGCGGCUGAGAGACAACAAGCCUGGCUAUAAGUUGGACCACAUUGUCAAGGAGAGGUACCCGACCUUCAUUGACGCCCUGCGCGACCUGGAUGAUGCCCUUUCCAUGUGCUUCCUCUUUGCCACCUUUCCCCGCACCGGCAAGUGUCAUGUCCAGACCAUCCAGCUCUGCCGCCGGUUGACCGUGGAAUUCCUCAACUACGUGGUCGCUUCCCGCGCCCUGCGCAAAGUCUUCCUGUCCAUUAAGGGCAUCUACUACCAGGCAGAGGUAAUGGGGCAGCUGGUCACCUGGAUCACUCCGUAUGCCUUUUCCCACAACCAUCCAACCGACGUGGAUUACCGAGUGAUGGCCACCUUCACAGAGUUCUACACCACCCUCCUGGGCUUUGUCAACUUCCGCCUCUACCAGUCCCUCAACCUGCAUUACCCCCCAAAAAUUGAAGGCUCACCUUUAGUUGAACAGAAGCCGGAGCAAGAGGAGUUGUAUGCUUUGGACUCAGAGAGCUAUUUGGAGAAACUGUCUGCCUUGAGUGCUAGCUUGGCUCGAACGGUCGCCCCUAGCCCAGAGGAGGAGGAGGCCGAAGUGGACGAAUUCCCCGUGGAAGGAGAAAGCGCAGAAGAAGAAGAUGCCCGGAAGAAGGAGCAGGAGGCCCUGGAGAAGCAGAGAAAACUCUUUGAGGGGCUUCGCUUCUUCCUCAAUCGGGAGGUGCCCCGGGAGCCACUGGCGUUCGUCAUCCGGUGCUUUGGGGGAGAAGUGUCCUGGGAUCGAUCCGUCUGCAUUGGAGCCACCUAUGAUGUGACUGAUCCCAAGAUCACCCACCAAAUUGUUGACCGGCCUGGUUUGGAGCAGCAAGUGAUUGGCAGGUGCUACCUCCAGCCCCAAUGGGUCUUCGACUCGGUCAACGCCAAACUGUGUCUUCCAGUGGGCAACUACUUCCCCGGCGUGGCCCUGCCGCCUCACCUCUCCCCGUUCGUCUCCGAGAAAGAGGGUGACUACAUCCCACCUGAGAAGCUGAAGCUCUUGGCCUUGCAGCAGGGCAAUGGUCCAGGAGAAGAGAGCGAGUCAGGAGAGGAAGAGGAGGAAGGGGAAGGUGCCACCGAGAGCGAGGAGGAGGAGGAUGAUUCUGAGAAAGAAGAUGAAGGCCGGCUGAAAAAGAUGGAAGCACAGAGGUCCCAGAGCAAGAGCCUCCCAGUGAAGGUGACGGCCGGGAAGGUGUUGAAGGAGGACAAGGAGCGCCUGGCCCAGGAGGAGCAGAGCGAAGAGAAGCGCUUGGCCAUCAUGAUGAUGAAGAAGCGGGAAAAGUACCUCUACCAGAAGAUCAUGUUUGGAAAGAAGCGCAAGAUCCGAGAGGUCAAAAAACUGGCUGAGAAGCGGAAAGCGCACGACGCGGCCAUUAAAUCGGAGAAGAAGAAGGGCAAGAAGGCGCGGCGGGAGUAACACAGGCCUCCCCUAGGAGUCCAUCCCUGAUUGUCCCUGCCAGAUGGACCUUUGCGACUUAGAGCAGGGCCCAUUGGCACCUGUGGGUCUCUCCUCAUCUCCCACCCCUUCCGCGGCCUCCAAACGGGAGCCCUGCUUUGGAAAUACUUCUAGUUCAAAGGCCUCUGCUUGGACAAGCCGAUCCACAGAA